AUGGGAUUUGACAACGAAGAAUUUAUUUUAGAAAUUUCCGCUGAAGAUAGCAUUUGGAAUAUAAAAUCUAAAGUAUACCAUGAUAAGGUAGCUAAACACGUGAGCUGGACAAAGGUAGCUAAGACCUGCGUCGAUGGUUUCGAAAAUCUAAAUGAUAGAGAAAAAGAUGCUAAAAUUAUCGAUCUACAAAAAAGAUGGAAAAAUCUGAGAGAUAACUACAGAAAGAAAUGUGUUACAAAGUCAGGGCAAGCUGCAAACAAAAUAAAACCAUACAUAUAUGGUAACAUAAUGGAAUUUUUGCGACCAACUAUGGAAAACAGAAGGACUGAGGGUAACAUAGAAGAAUCUAGUGACAAUGAUAUUGACAUCAAUGAUUCAGUACUGGAAGAAAAUAUCGACGUUCAAAAUGACGGAGACGACGAAAACGAUAUUCCUGAUGACCCAGUUAAAAAGAGACCUACAACAACAAAAACUAAACUGACUAAGAAACCUACAUUUGAGGAAAAUUUGCUGAACAUUUUAGAAAAUCGUCGUCCACAACCACAAGAUGCAGAAACUUCCUUUCUUAUGUCACUCCUUCCUCAAAUCCGUAGUUUGACCGAGGAACAAAAAGGUAGAGUUUAUAUUGAGUUUUUGACUACUCUCCAAAGAGUCAAAUAUUCUACUCCUCAAAUUCAACAAAUACCAUCACAGGUGAACUCUAGUUCUAUUCCUUUUACCAGUUUAACUUAUCCAUAUUAUAACUCCAAUCAAACUUUACCUGAUUUUUCUACACUAAGCUCAGCUAUAAACCCACAACAGCCACAACAAAUUGAAACUGUGACUCCUACAUUACACACUUAUUAUUCUCAGUAUAAUCCUCAGCCAUCUGCUUCAUCCACACAUUCUGGUAAUAUACAGCCUACUAAUUUUGACAAUACCAAGAAAUAA
Messenger RNA from Macrosiphum euphorbiae (potato aphid), 930 nucleotides. The record is from the annotation of a GenBank genome assembly. NCBI's taxonomy places the organism in Eukaryota, Metazoa, Arthropoda, Insecta, Hemiptera, Aphididae.